Messenger RNA from Anopheles coustani, 1625 nucleotides. It is a transcript of the gene CLS, whose product is annotated as probable cardiolipin synthase (CMP-forming). NCBI's taxonomy places the organism in Eukaryota, Metazoa, Arthropoda, Insecta, Diptera, Culicidae. Gene Ontology annotation, cellular component: mitochondrion; membrane. The transcript is spliced from 2 exons. The coding region runs from base 337 to 1425 and encodes 362 amino acids. Gene Ontology annotation, biological process: cardiolipin biosynthetic process. Gene Ontology annotation, molecular function: cardiolipin synthase activity. The record is from RefSeq and is a predicted model, not a curated record.
GACGAUACCGCAACAAAGCAAGUAAUUAGUUUGACUGCUGCAGUUUUAUUUUUUUUAAUCAGUAAACUAUUCCCCGGCUGAUUGGUGCAGCCGGUGCAUUACAAUUUUGGAGUGGUAGAAAUGGUGUCUCUCGUGGCCACUCUCAGCUACUGUCGCCGAUCGCAGUGUUACGAUCAAAAACGUUCCGCUUAGAGUUGAAAAAGCAUCGUCGGUGCCCCCAACCACCGUCAGAAAAAUCACAGCUUGGAUACGGUGGUCAUCUGUCCGCUAAAGCAAGGGCCGGUCUUAAUAAGAAUCCGAACUUACGUUGCCAGCCGUGCAUCGAAAUAAGAAACGAUGCUUCUUAACGUACUCACUAACCACGCACUGCUGACAGGGGCAGCAGGUGGAUCGUUAGGCACGAUCGUACUGUAUUCAGAAGCAAAAUGGUUUCGCACACUUCCACAGUUGCUUUGUCAGGCUUACCACCAAUCAACCGGUGGUAAUGGACGGUGGAAUAUUGGUCGUAAUUGUUCCACCGGCCGGUGCAGAUCCGCGGGAUCGUUGAGGAAGCCGAACGACACGGUCGCAUGGUAUGGGCAUACGAACGCUGGAGGCAGCAAAGCGAGUGCGACGACCUACGCCCAACAGCGAUGGUAUACGUCCGACCUGAAAAAGAAACAGUCCCGCGGCUUAGCCGUCGAAUCCGUCGAAGGCACAGAGCUGCUGCAAAACGUCCUGGAGAAGAACAAGCAGCUGCUGCAGGAGAAGCGAGAUGGUCUGGUUCGUGACAUCCGCGAGCGCAAAGACAAGGUGAAGGAGCGCGUCGAGGAGGUUAUCGAGCGGGAGAAUGUGGCUACCAUACCGAAUUUGCUGUGCAUCGGACGCAUCGUAGCCUCGCCCUACCUGGGGUACGUGAUCGUGCAGGGGGACUUCCGGGUGGCAAUGGGCAUGCUGAUUGUGGCGGGCCUCACCGAUCUAGCAGACGGGUUGAUAGCUCGCCACUGGCCCAACCAGGCCAGCCGGCUCGGCUCGUUUCUCGAUCCGAUGGCCGACAAGGUGCUGGUAGGCUCGCUCGUCAUCGCCAUGAGCUACAUCGACCUGCUACCGCUCUGGCUAACGAUGAUGAUUCUCUUCCGCGAUGUGUUUCUCAUCGGGGCCGGUUUUGUCAUUCGUUACAUCAGUCUACCACAGCCGCGCACCCUCUCGCGGUACUUUGACGUGACGCACGCAACCGCCCAGCUAGCGCCGACCUUCGUCAGCAAACUUAACACUGCCGUUCAGCUCGUCACGGUCGCCGUGACGCUAGGAGCACCCAUCUUUGGCUACGUCGAUCACGCCUAUCUUCAUGGGCUAUGGUAUGCGACCGGGUUCACCACCAUCGCAGCGGCCGCCAGCUACCUCACCAACAAGGACACCUACAAAAUACUGCGCAAGAAGUCGUAGCGUUGAAACCAAAUUGCCCGCCAAACGAUGAAAGCAUGCACCGCUCCCAUUUGACCCCACCACACUGUCCACGGUCAACCAGUCAUUUUCCAACACCGAUUAACCCGUUUUUCCGUUGAUAAUGUUCCCGAACACGUGAAAUGUUUUUUUUUUUUCUAUUAUAAUUUUGUUUAUAACUAUACAAAACAUGUUUUUAGAUU